AGUUUGCAUGAGCAUUUUUCAAUUCGACUGAAAGUACGCACAACAUCAAACAUGGCUCGCAAAUACGUGAUCGGCGGCAACUGGAAGAGCAACGGAACCCAAGCGUCGGUGGCGUCGCUCAUUGAAAUGCUCAACGGCGUGACCGUGGACACCGAGUCCGUUGAAGUCGUGAUUGCUCCCCCGGCGAUCUUCCUUGCCACCGCGAAAGCGAACCUCAAGCCCGAAAUCCAAGUGAGCGCCCAAAACGUGAGCCUCACCGGCCUCGGAGCAUACACGGGAGAAAUCGCCGCCGAACAUCUCGUUGAUUUGGGAGUGCAAUGGACGUUGACCGGGCACUCGGAACGCCGCGCGUUGUACGGCGAAACCGACUUUGUCGUGGCCGAAAAGACCAAGCGCGCGUUGGACCACGGGUUGAACGUGAUUUUGUGCGUGGGUGAAUCGCUCGAUGAACGCAAGUCGGAUCAGACGCUGAACGUGAUCACGCGCCAGCUCAAGGCCGUGGCCGACCUUCUCGUGAACGACUUAAGUUUGUGGAGCCGUGUUGUCGUCGCGUACGAACCCGUGUGGGCGAUUGGCACGGGCGUGGUCGCCACCCCGGAGCAGGCCCAAGACGCACACAAGAACCUCCGGGCGUACGUCACCAGCCACAUCAACCCCGAAGUGGCGAGCGAACUGCGCAUCAUUUACGGCGGCUCGGUAAACGCCAAGAACUCGGCCGAGCUCAUUGCGUUGCACGACGUGGACGGCUUCCUCGUCGGCGGUGCUUCCCUCAAGCCCGAAUUCGUCGACAUCAUUCAAAGCGCGCAAUAAAUAGACAAUUUAAUCAACCCACCAACAUUCUUUCCCAAAUACUAUUAAUCAACCCAACCCCGUGAAUUAUGGUUAUCAUAAGUAUCCGGC
This is a messenger RNA of Aphanomyces astaci, 900 nucleotides long. Its product is annotated as triose-phosphate isomerase. Gene Ontology annotation, cellular component: cytosol. The record is from RefSeq and is a predicted model, not a curated record. Gene Ontology annotation, molecular function: triose-phosphate isomerase activity. Gene Ontology annotation, biological process: glyceraldehyde-3-phosphate biosynthetic process; glycolytic process; gluconeogenesis. The transcript is spliced from 3 exons. NCBI's taxonomy places the organism in Eukaryota, Oomycota, Saprolegniomycetes, Saprolegniales, Verrucalvaceae. The coding region runs from base 52 to 810 and encodes 252 amino acids.